Molecule: messenger RNA, 2986 nt
Organism: Amphibalanus amphitrite
Lineage: Eukaryota; Metazoa; Arthropoda; Thecostraca; Balanomorpha; Balanidae
Product: equilibrative nucleoside transporter 1-like
Exons: 11
Coding region: 1007-2410 (467 amino acids)
Biological process (GO): nucleoside transmembrane transport
Cellular component (GO): plasma membrane
Molecular function (GO): nucleoside transmembrane transporter activity
Source: RefSeq, a predicted model, not a curated record
AUUAUGCUGAAUGGCACCGCGUAGACAAAGGCCGGAAGGACUAAUGCCAUGCGCGAUAAGAUCAAAAGUUCACCAUUGGCUCAGUUAGAUUGGCAUACUUGGCUCGUCCGUAUCCAUCACUUAGCUAAUGAAAAUGGGGAAGUAGUGCCUACUGCCGGGCACCGAGUCCCCUCGAAGGACAUGCAGUGUCGUUUGUUUCUUAUGGCUGGUGCCAAGACCCGGCAAUGCAAGCACUUACAUCAUUUUAUCUCAUUCUUCUUUUACUUUGUUUUCCAGCCUAUCGGCUACCCGUUUUGAAGGCGCCGUUCACCGGCGAGUGGGUAGACUGUGCCGGGACGCACCGGAGCACUGCGGCACAGCAUCCGAGCGUGGUGCGCUGGAAAGGAGCUGCUCACUGCUGUGCAUUAUCGCGGAUACCGGUUACAAAGCGAAGGCAAUAAUUGAUUUCGGGUAGCCUGGUGCCCUCGAAACAGACCUGCCUGAUACAAAAGCUAGUAAAAAUUGGCGACCCGUGUGUACUCAUUUGAUUUCCGUAGAGUUUGAUUUCCAGAGAUUUAUUGUUCGCACUUCCGCCUACCGCUGGGGCUAUCUUUUGUUUGUUUUCGACUGACAAAUGAGAAAUACGCUUCCAGUCAUUAUGCAAAGUCGGUAACAUAUUUUCGACGAUACCAUACCAGCCCUUCAGAAAGAGGCGUAACUGCAUGACGUAACCUCCAUACCACAACUCUUCCUAUAAGCUCUGGUCAGCGAUGUGGUACCGCCCCCUGGACAGCGCGCCUCCAGCGCCGCACCGGGCGACCUUCACAUACCCUCCGGGCAUGGGACCCCUGCGCGCGCGGCAGCCUGUUUCCAGCGGCUCCCGCUGUGUGUCGCUGCCGGCGGAGACGAGCCCCCCGCGGCGCGGCCGGCGGCCUGUCGCCCCGGGCGUCACUCGCGCCCCGUGCCCAAUCGUCGACGGUCGUCGACGAAGACGCUCCGACUUCUGCCGUGACGACGGGAAGCCGCCAUGGGGGCCGGGUCACAGGAGGAUGUGGCGCUCAACGACGACCGUAAUGGUGCCGGCUCGCCGCAGCACCUCAGCUCCAAGGAGGUCGAGGCGUCAAUGAUCGAGACCCACGUGGAGCCUGAUGCCCCGAAGAUCAUAUACUACAUCUUCUACCUACUGGGAAUGGGCACGCUUCUGCCGUGGAACUUCUUCAUCACUGCCGACUCGUACUGGAACUACAAGUUCCGGAAUGCCUCAGUGGACAUCAACAACUCGACUGCGGAGGAAUCGAAGACGGAGCUGCAGUACAACUUUGCCGCCUACCUGGCAGUCGCCUCCAUGCUGCCCAACACCACCUUCCUCACCCUGAACGCCAUCUUCGCGCACAAGAUAAACCAGCAGCUGAAGUUGGUUGUGGCGCUGAGCAUUGUCAUUGUGUUCUUCAUCUUCACCACGAUCCUGGUGCCCAUCAACUCGGACAGCUGGCAGUACUCCUUCUUCGCGCUGACGAUGGUCGUAGUCGUCACUCUCAACGUGGGCGCGGCCGUGUUCCAGGGCGGUCUGUUCGGUCUGUCGGCUCAGUUCCCCUCCAAGUACCUGUCGGCUGUGCUCUCCGGCCAGGCGCUCGGAGCCGUGUUCGCCUGCCUCUGCAGGAUCGUGUCGAUCGCGGUGGCCGGGGAGGACGCGGUAGCAGCGGCCGUCAACUCUGCACUGGUGUACUUUACUCUGGCCGAUAUUACCCUGCUUAUAUCAAUGGUGGCCUUCCUCUGGAUGACCAAAACGGCGUUCUACCAGUUCUACACGUCGUCGCACGGCACCAGCUCUGGCAAGGAGGGCGCCACCAUCACCACAGCUUUGUCCGGCAAGAAACCCUCCAUCAACGUCUGGAAAGUUUUUCUGAAGAUCAAGUGGUACGCCCUGUCCGUUUGUCUCGUGUUUGUGGUCACCCUGGCCAUGUUCCCGGCCAUCACUGCCAAGAUUCGACCCAUGUACACCGGAACAAAGGAGCACCCUUCCAUCUGGGCACGUGAUUACUUCGUACCGGUGUGCUGCUUCCUGCUAUUCAAUCUGACCGACUACCUGGGCAGAAUCGCCGGCGGAUACACAGUCUGGCCGAAGAAGCACCACUGGUACUUUGUACUACUGCUGGUGGCCCUACGUGUGGUGUUCGUGCCACUCUUCAUGUACUGCCACAUCGACCACAAGAACCUGACGACCGUCUUCAACCACGACGCAUACUACAUCAUCUUCAUGACGUUCUUCGGCCUCAGUAACGGCUACCUGGCCACGCUCUGUAUGAUCUACGGACCUGGGUGUGUGGAGCCGGAGGAGCAGAACACGGCCAGCUCCAUGAUGGCGGCCUUCCUCGGCGUCGGACUCUGCCUCGGAGCGCUCUUCAGCAACGUCACCAUCAAGAUUAUCUGAGCGUGCGCGACACCCGCCGUCACACGUCACGUCACGUCACGUGCGGCUCGUGACGAGCCCGGCGCACCUCGUGACGAGCUUGGCGCACGAGAUUGGCGCGGUGCUUCGGCUUGUCUCCGGGUCGAUCGUUCCCGCCAGUGAUAGUCAAUCAAACGUUUGGCGGAGAGCUGCGCCAUGAUGGCGAACGGACGUUAGUGUUGCCAUCAUGUGCUGCCGCCUAGCGGAAAAGAAACGAUCGACAGGUUCGUUACAUGAUCACCAGGUGGCAGAGAGGAAGGGACUAUCUGAGACGGCGCGAGCUCUCCGCUGCGAGAGCAUGAGAGUUACGUGUCGCCCUUAGUCAAGACGACUCGCCAAAUUGAGUUACUUUAUCGUGAUAUGUUGUCACUUCCACGGAUCGGUUGCGACUCAGCGUCGCCGAUGUUCCUCGUUUGCAUCACCGCAGCUGUAAUGUCGCCUCAUAUCGAACGUGUGGAAGUGAUGCUUUCAUCGGAUGUCGCUCCGCUCCAACUGUUGCCUGUUGAUGUUACACGUAUCUGUUUUAGAGCGCUGUCAAUAAAAUCUGACCAGCGAUAA